Molecule: messenger RNA, 4091 nt
Organism: Mycena citricolor
Lineage: Eukaryota; Fungi; Basidiomycota; Agaricomycetes; Agaricales; Mycenaceae
Source: the annotation of a GenBank genome assembly
AGCCAUUCUCUUGUUCUCUUCCUCUGUCUUGUUUCCGCGCCGCCCACAGUGAUGGAGCUCGAAGAGGAAAAGAAAUCGUUCCAGGUCGAUGCGGCAGAUGGGGACUCGCAGCCAGACCCCGACGAGCAGCUGAUGCUGGACCAGGGCAAUGGCAGAGUCUGGCUCGUCAAGGUCGAUUGUCCAUGUCCGAGAAAGUGUUCGAAGGUAGUUGACCGGCCCAGGUACCCAAACACCUUCUCGAGCGCUGGACAGCUCUCAACAGAGAAGACUCUCAUCUUGCCACUGUCCGCGUAUACUCCAAUUGCCCUCCGAACAACCGAUCGCGCAUGUUCUUAUUCCUACCACCCAACAUCGACCCCAGCCGUCCGCAGGUCCCAAACCCUUCCGUGAAACCGAACCGGCCGCAUUUCGCGCACGCAACGAACUACGUUAUAGAAGGGAGCGACGAGCCGGACUGUUAUGAGUUGGACAUGGUGAACGACAAUGUAGAAAAUCAGGUGGUCAUCGCGGAGCGGCCGAAGGACCCGAGCCUGAGCGCCUCCAAGUCGGCGGCGGCAGCAACCGUCAACACCCGUGCGCGCACAACCAUCCUCACGGGCCGGAUAAAACACGACUGCAACAUGCGACCGGCGGGGCUCACCGCGAGCUACCGCAAGCAGAUGCGCGAGCGACAUCUCAAGGCCAACACGGCGACGAGACAGGUGAAGCGGAUCGAGGAUGCGGGCAUCGCGGGUGGCCGGGGUGCCGUCAACAGGCUCACCAGCGGUGUCAGCACCGGCGCUGGAACAGCAUUCAGCGAGCUCGUUAAAACGAAACCCAAGCCUGCCAAGGGCCAGUUCGAGCGCAUGGCGCGUAUCCCGCGAAACCAGCUUCUCGAUCUGCUGUUCCAGGUCUUCCGGGACCAGCCAUAUUGGGGUAUCAAGCCAUUGCGAGAGCGAACGCAGCAGCCCGAGGUCUACCUCAAGGAAGUGCUGUCGGAGAUUGCGUUCCUCAACAAGACAGGCGAGCAUGCAAGCAUGUGGGAGCUCAAAGAAACGUUCAAGGACAAGGACACGUCUGCGGUGCCGUUACCGUCCGGCGCGGGCUUGUUCAGUUUCGGAGAGGACAUGAAGAUGGAGGAGGGUAUGGACGACGACGAUGACGACGACGACGACAUGGAGGAGGUUGCUGCUGAUUGAGGACUGUAUUUAACUGACAUACAUAUACUGUAUCAUACUAUUACACACAUGCACUAUCAUGACUAGCUUUUUGCAAGUCAAAAGGGGAAUGCAGUCGGAUCCUUCGGGCCGGUCAUGGCUGACCUUACAUAUAUACGUUUUUGACUGCGACCGCUACCAUGCGUCUGGAAAGGCAAACUACCAACAGGUUGCCAACACCACAUACAUGAGCCGCCUUCCUCAUGUAUUCGAAGAAUAGCUGAGGCCAUGCUUGAUGCGUACGACUUCGACGAGGACGUAACGAGUGUUAUGGAUUUUGCAUGUGGAUCAGGGUCAAUUUCUCGUGGAUUAGCACCAUUUGCUCGCAGGAUCGUCGGUGUAGAUAUCGACGCGGCAAAAGUAAACCUAUUCCAAGAACACAUACAAAACCAAGGGAUACCACCAGAAGAGAUGCAAGCUAUUUGUGCCGAUCUGAAAGGCAAGGCAACGGAACUGGAUGGGGAGAAGUUCGAUAUCAUCGUCUGCUCUGCUGCAUACCACCACUUCCCGGCUAUCGACGAAACCACGCGCACACUCGCGUAUUUCCUACGCCCAGGCGGCUGCCUGCUGGUAGUCGACUUUCUCUCAUCGACCACGCCCAUACCAGAAGACGUCCCGCACACACACGGUUUCUCGAAGAAAGAUCUACGCCAUGCGUUCGACUACGCAGGGUUGAUCGAGGUGGAUGUAACACAGUUGGCGCGCGCGAGGUUUCACGGAGCAGUCGUCGAUCUAUUCUUGGCGCAAGGCGUGAAGCCGGCACAGGUCCAGGACACUCGUUGCUAGAAACGGCUGCAUUGAAAAAGCCAUACAUAGCAUCUUAUGUGAGGUUGCGGACGCGACUCCCGUAUGUCCGCCUUCACUUUCACUUCAAUGUUGUUCAUGCGAGACGCUUGUCAAUCGGACUUGACAUCUGGUGCAUCCGGGCGGAGGCGGUGCAGUGCUGAUAUAGAUAACCGAUCGGCCAGCGAUCACUUCGUCUAAAAAUCUAUGCGAUUAGUUGUCCUAGCAGCGCAGCGGCACUGAAAGAGUGUCUCUUCGAAUUCGCUCCCGUUUUUAAGCCUCAGCGGGGGGUACUACUUUCUCAGUUCUACCUGUACAAAAUCUUCACACGCUGCCCAAUAAAGGCGGACAAUCAAUUUAUCCGUUCAUUCAGAUCAAGCCGAAAAGUGCCCUGACGGCCCCACUUUUGUUUGUCGGCCAUUGGCCUGUCGCAGCCGAGGUUGUUGCUUUCUACCUUUCUUUCUUGUCCCUCCUUCCCUCCCUCCCUCCUUACCCCUCCCUCCGCCAACUACUCACCUACUAACUAAUCGAGUCAUGUUCACUCCCCAACUCUGCAUCAUGGCUCUGACGGCCUUGGCAACAGCCGUUGCUGCUGAACCACACAAUGGUCUUUGGUCACGACAUCAUCAUCAAGCCAUUGCCCGCGCGGCGCACGCAAACGCAGGGGAGUUGCUGGAGCGCUCCGAGAACACGAAGCGGUCUGCGCGAUCGAUCGGGCGGAGGAUGUGCAAGACACCAUCGUCAACGUCAAGCGGUGCCGUAAAUAUUGUUGCGACUUCCGCAGUCGCACAGGCACCGUCCUCGACCGUCGACCAGACGACAGCGCGGCCGUCCUCUUCGGCUCCGGCUACAGCCGCGCCCCCCAAGUCGAAAUCGCCGAAGCCUUCGGCGACGACCACUUCCACCACGAGCAAUGCUGCCUCCACGGGUAGCAGCAGCUCCGGGUCCGGGUCCGGUUCCGGGUCUGGAUCGAGCAGCGGUGGUGCUGGUGCGCUAGCACUAAGCUCCCUGUUCCCACUGGGACAGGGCUCCGACUCAUGGUCGACUUCCCCCAAGGCCUCGUCGCCGCUUCCGCUCUCGGAUGCGACGUUCCAGGCCAACAGCGUGCUCAAGGCGCUGACUCACACGUACAUGGCGGCUCCCGAUGGCAAACAAGCCAUGCAGGCGAUCUACCCGCAGGGGUCGUAUGUCUUCACCUCCGGACACGAGGGCGGGUUCUCGUUCUACGCGCCGGGCCCGAACAGCCUGGAUAUGACAACGGCCAAGACACUGACGUUCGGGUACUCGGUGUACUUCCCAGCGGACUUUGACUUCAACAUCGGUGGCAAGCUUCCUGGAAUUUACGGUGGCAACACUGAUUCCGGUUCCAAGAGCUGCUCUGGCGGUCGUCGCUCAAACGAUUGCUUCUCCGCGCGUCUGAUGUUCCGUAAAGACGGGGCGGGCGAAUUGUACACUUACUUGCCCCCAGGUUUCACCGCCAACAAUCGCGUGUGCAGUAUCGGCCCUAAAUCAGAAUGCAACCCGACGUACGGCGCAUCUGUCGGGCGCGGCUCGUUCUUCUUCAAGGCUGGCGAAUGGACGACCAUCUCGGAGCGCAUCCAGCUUAACGACGUUGGGCAGGAGAACGGCCGGCUCACGCUCUGGGCGAACGGCCAGCAAGUGAUCGAUGUGGACGGACUGGUCCUGCGAAACAGCGCUGCGGGUGUCAUGCGCGGCAUCCAGAUGCAGACCUUCUUCGGUGGAAGCUCCGUUAGCUUCGCAUCCCCCAAGACCCAGGAUUCGUACUUCUCCGACUUCUCGGCUGCGAUCAUCGAGAAGCUGUAGAGUGCCCACAGCUGAACCACGACACGACCGUUACGUCGCGCCCCCGCACGCAGUGUUGGUUCCGACCGACCUGAGCGAGGGCUCCCUCAUCCCGCAAAUCCAUAGUAUAUCAUGUUAUCGAUCCACGAGUGCUUUGCCGGUCACGCACUUGUAUUUUCAGUGAAAAUAUCGAAUAUCCCUGGCCUGGGCCGGGGCUGGAUUCACUGUAAUCUAAUUCAUAUAUGAAAUACAUUGUCCAUCCGAUAUAUCCGUCAUCAAGCCGAGAAUCGAGCUUUGUUUAUGUCCCUA